Messenger RNA from Alosa sapidissima (American shad), 1969 nucleotides. RefSeq names its product cell division cycle associated 7b (gene cdca7b). Gene Ontology annotation, biological process: regulation of DNA-templated transcription. Gene Ontology annotation, cellular component: nucleus. The transcript is spliced from 10 exons. NCBI's taxonomy places the organism in Eukaryota, Metazoa, Chordata, Actinopteri, Clupeiformes, Clupeidae. The record is from RefSeq and is a predicted model, not a curated record. The coding region runs from base 25 to 1473 and encodes 482 amino acids.
AAAUUGCAUGCUGCAUGCUUAAACAUGGGCAAAAGAAAUAAUCUGAAAAGGCGUAAAAUGACCAAAACCACAAAGCCUUCUAAAAAGGCUGCCGUAGAGGAUGUAUUUGAAAGCCCAAGUGAGGACAAGGAUUUGAAGUCUGAGCCCCCUGUGGACCUCUCGGAAGACAGUCGGGAUAGCCUGCAUUCUGAGGACUCUGGGAAGGCUGUACGUAUAGUGACCUUAGAACCUGAGGAUCUGUGCUUCCGCUCUAAGUACAUCACAGACAAACUGGCCCACAUCUUCAUGGACACGGACAGUGAUGAAGAGUUUGAGGGGUUUGCCAAUGACGAGAAGACUUCACACAGGGGCCGGAAGAGAACAAAGUCGUUGGACUCUGAAGAGGACAGCGAAGAGGACACCGGCUUUUAUUCCGAGGGCGAGGGGGCUGUGCCCCCCAGGAGGCAGAGUUCCGGGCUGUGUGUGGCGUUUCGUUUCCCUGUCAAGAAGAACUCUUCCCUGAAAACCCAGGCGGCCGCGAUCAAGCCCCAAAACGGCAAACCUGCCGUAGAGAGGAGCAGAGCCCCUGGGGGGCGGCAGACACGACAGAGGGCCACAGUCCAGCCGCCUAGUAGACCACAAAGGGCUGUGGUCACAGCAAAGUGGCGAGGUAAGGAGCUGUCAGAUGAAGAGGAGGAGGAGGAGGAGGAGGAGGAGGAGAAGGUGGAUGAUGAUGAAGCAGAGGAGAUGCCUGAAGCGGAGACCCAGGCCCUCAGCAAGCGAGCCAGGAAUAUCCAGGAGAACAAAGCCAUGCUGGCAAAACUCUUUGCUGACCUGAAUGCCAUGGAGCAGAUCUCCCCUCUGACCACUCCAAAAAAGAAGAAAUCGCACCAGAAGAAAUCCGUGUCUGAGGCCCAGGGCGAGAGACGGAACCCGUCGCGGAAGGCCCGUCCUCGCGAUCACUUCGGCAUCGAGGAGGACCUCCCGAAACUUGUCAAGCAGUUCACGUUAAAGAAGGAAGACCUGCGCAGGCUAGUGGAGAAGGUCGACUCCGAGUCUCAUGGUGGGAAGCAAAAGCGACGCUCCAAGAUGAACCGUUCCUACCUGCCCGUGGAGGACAUCACCGAGGACGACCUGACCAACGUAGCUGACCGUGCAAGCGACAAGAUCCUCGACAAAGAGAAUGGCAGCACAUGUCAUCAGUGCAGACAGAAGACCCUGGACACCAAGACCGUGUGCAGGAGCCCUGACUGUGUAGGGGUCAAAGGUCAGUUCUGUGGGCCCUGUCUCAGGAACCGCUACGGAGAAGAUGUCCGCACAGCACUCCUGGAUCCUGAGUGGGAGUGCCCCAUCUGUAGGGGCAUGUGCAACUGCAGCCUGUGCCGCAAGCGGGAUGGGCGCUGUGCUACCGGGGCCCUCACCCGCCUGGCCAAACACUACGGCCACGGCAGCGUCAGGGACUACCUGGACAGCCUCCAGAAGCAGCUGUCAUGAAUGCACUUUUCACCUGCAGAGGGCGCUCUUUCCCCAGGACCCCGGCCAGAUGAGGGCCUCUCUCUGUUUUACGCCCCACACAAAGCCAGUCCGCACAGAGCAGGUUUUUAGUGGUGGGCCUGAAAUUUUAGCCGUUUUUUAAAGUUUUUUUAAACUUAAAUAUUACACUUUAACAUAACUUGAACAUAAUUGUUCGUUCUCACCGUUAAUGUUUUUAAUUGUAGACACAGGAAUAUAAUUCCAUUAGAUUUUAAACAUUAUAAAAACUUUCAGUACAUAAGCACAACAACGGUAUCAAUAGUUUGUAAAUGAUGUGAAUGUUAUGAUGUCACAAAAGGAAAUAUAUGUAUACAGUUUGUUUGUUUGUUUGUUUUUCAUUUGUUACUUAACCCCCCCCCCUCUUCCCCCAAAUAUUCCAUGUAUGUUUGGUAUGGCCGUGUUCUCCGUUACCACCAGAAGUCUUUAUAAUCAAUAAAGAUGUAGCCCAGUCUUUUAA